This is a messenger RNA of Mesorhabditis belari, 2097 nucleotides long. The record is from the annotation of a GenBank genome assembly. Lineage: Eukaryota; Metazoa; Nematoda; Chromadorea; Rhabditida; Rhabditidae.
AUGUCGUGUGCUGAAUAUUCAAAUUACUUGAAUGCGGUGAAUGGCUUGUAUGAAGAGCUCUUCACGACGAGGAUCUACAACAAAAUCCUCUCACCGAUCUAUGAACGAAUGCCGGAGGAUUUUGAGAAAAGUUCAACGCCUCGUUUUAAUGUAAAGAUUGAUCUCACCUAUUUGAAGAUUUUCUCAUUGGAUGCCGAAACGCAAGUCAUGAGCUCUUGCUUGGAGACGAUUCUGAAGAUUUGGGUGAAUAUCGACGCGGUUUGGGUGCCAGAGAACGAGAUUGGGAACUCGAGAGCGCUCGAUUUGGUGUAUCCGGAUAACACGCGAACAGUUGUUGUGCACGCGGAUGGGACAAUCCGAAUGGCCAAUAUCUACUACUCGGAAGUAUCCUGCACGAUGAAUGUGAGCAUUUUCCCGUUUGAUCGUCAAAUGUGCGAGAUUGGCUACAUGGCGUUUUCUUAUGAAUGGAAAUACAUCUCAAUGACCGGGCAAAACCUUUUUUUCGAUUACGACUAUGCGGGAAAUGGAGAAUGGAAGGUGACAAAUGUGAGUGUUGAUCGAUACCAUUAUGGACCGGAUGGACCCUAUCGAAUGGAUGUGCUAGCUUUUCACAUCCAUCUCAGCCGGGUUCCCCAUUUCUAUAUCUACGUGAUCGCUGUCCCUUGUUUCAUUCUGACACUUCUCGGUGUUGUGGGAAUGUUUUGGACACCAAAUGUCGUCGAAGAGCAGUUGGCUAAAUUGAGUAUCGGUUUGACGAGUCUCGUCUCGAUCACCGUCCUUCUUGACAUGGUUUCUCAAGCGAUUCCAAAAACGGAACAAUUUCCUCUACUGGGAAUCUAUGUGGUUGUCAGUGUUGUGAUCACCUCUGUAGCCUGUGUGGUGGUUGUUGGAUGCACGACAAAACACAAAGAGAAAGAAGAAAAUGUUACACGGAUGUUCAAGAAUGUCGAGUGCAAAAAGGAAAGGUCAACCUGCUCGAAACUCUUCGAUUUGCUCACCUCGCAGCACGUCUUCUUUCAAAUCCUUUUCCAAAUUUUUGUGGUAAAAAGUGCGGCGCAGACGAUCGAUUACACGAGAUUUGGUGGAAAUGCAAUCUAUUCCGAUUUUCUGAACAAUUCAACAAAACUCUACAAUGAAAUUUUUACGACAAGAAAUUACAACAAGAAUCAAUCGCCGGUUUUCGAGAGAAUGCCCGACAAUUUUACAGAAAGUCCCGUCUCACGCUUCAAUGUCAAUAUCUUGCUUUGGUAUUUGAGGAUAUUCGAAUUGGACGCUCAAAGUCAGAUUCUUAGUUUGUGCAUAGAGGUGAUUUUCACGUGGCAAGAUUUGCGGCUUGCUUGGGAUCCGCAAGAUUACGCGGGAAUCGAGCAAAUGUGGACAAAUGUCGACUCGGUUUGGUUUCCGGAGAACGAGAUCGGUGAUGCCAAAAAUCUCCAAUUGGUGCACCCGGAUCAGCAACGAACCGUUCAGAUUUCAUAUAAUGGCACCGUUCGUGCUCCAUUUCUUUAUUAUGCCGAAACUUCUUGCAAUGUUCGAGUAGCCACAUUUCCCUUUGAUCAUCAAAUUUGUCAAGUAGCAUUCAUGGUUUUCACCUAUGGAUACAAAUACGUUUCAAUGUCCGGGGAUAUUUAUGAGAAACUCGUGCCUCAGAGCAACGGCGAAUGGGAGAUCAUCAAUGUGACGGUUGAGACGAGCACUUAUGGAGCUGGGGCUGAGAUGAUGGACUUGUUAGCUUUCACAAUCCGAAUGAAUCGCGUUCCUCAUUACUACAUUUAUGUGAUCGCGAUCCCUUGCUUCAUCUUGACACUUCUAUCAAUUAUCGGAAUGUUCUGGACACCGAAUUGCCGAGAGGAGCAAAUUGCCAAAUUAAGUAUCGGUUUGACGAGUCUCAUCUCGAUGACUGUUCUCAUCGAUAUGGUCUCCGGGGCAAUUCCAAAAACGUCGACUUUCCCUUUGUUAGGUAUUUACGUUGUUGUCUGUGUUGGAAUCACCGCAUUUGCUUCGGUUUUCGUCGUCGCUUUCUGUCAAGAGCGAAGAGAGAUGGAGAAAUGCGCAAAGAUGACCGACGAUUUCUUUUUCAAUCUACGGUCAGUAGAA